This is a messenger RNA of Pneumocystis murina B123, 803 nucleotides long. RefSeq lists its product as hypothetical. The record is from RefSeq and is a predicted model, not a curated record. Gene Ontology annotation, molecular function: 1-acylglycerol-3-phosphate O-acyltransferase activity. The transcript is spliced from 5 exons. Gene Ontology annotation, biological process: phosphatidic acid biosynthetic process. Gene Ontology annotation, cellular component: endoplasmic reticulum. NCBI's taxonomy places the organism in Eukaryota, Fungi, Ascomycota, Pneumocystomycetes, Pneumocystales, Pneumocystaceae. Bases 16 to 612 code for a protein of 198 amino acids.
AGCUGCAUAUUUUCUAUGGCAAUUCUAUUUUUCAAAUCCAUAUUAUAUCAUACCCGGUUUUGGGCAAAAUUGUUGUUAUAUUACUGGACUUUAUUUAUAUCAGCAUUUUCCGGUGUUGUUUUAUCGAUUAUUUUAUUUGUAUUAGGUAAAUCUAAUAUCAGCCAAUGGGGGGUUGCACGUAUUUGUAAUACAAUUUCUGCACCAGCUUUAAACUUGAAAAUACAUGUUGAAAAUGAGCAUUUUAUGAGGGUUAGACCAUGUGUUUUUAUAUCUAAUCAUCAAAGUGAACUUGAUAUUCUCUUGCUUGGUCGAUUAUUUCCAAAGUAUUGCAGCAUUGUUUCAAAGAAAAGUUUAAAAUAUGUUCCUUUUUUGGGCUGGUUUAUGAUUCUUAGCAAAACAAUUUUUAUUGAUAGGGCAAAACGGGAAAAUUCCAUUAAGAUAUUUGAAGAGGUUUCUGGACAAAUCAAGGCUAACAAGGUAAAUGUGAGACAUUGGUUAAUCAUUAUUAAAUUAUCAAUUAAAAGCAAAGUGUAUGGAUUUUUGUUGAGGGAACGAGAUCAGGAUUUAAAAGUCCUGAUCUUUUGCCGUUUAAAAAAGGGGCAUUUUAUUUAGCAAUACAGGCUAAAAUACCCAUUGUUCCUAUAGUGAUUCAAAAUUAUUCUCAAAUCUAUCAUUUUAAAAGUCGUAUUUUUCAACCAGGAAUAAUUAAGGUUAAAGUUCUUAGCCCUAUUGAUACAGCUUUUUUUUCUGAAUCUGAUGUUGAUCGAAUUGUAUUAGAAACACGUGAAAAAAUGCUUCAAACU